AAUCAAUUCUCCAUGUUGUCUUUCUCUCCCAGGAUAUCAACAACGAUAUUAUUAUUUGUCACAUCGUGUCCGCGACCUUCAAUACGAUGCUUUGUUACGGGAAUACCUAGUCCUGAGGCUGGUGACGGUCGACGCAGGCGAAGAUGCGUUCUCCGCGUGCGCCAUCUACCAAAAGAUUACGAUGUUGCCGAAUUCGUCUCUAGCUCCUACAUGAUUGAACGGAUUAAUUUUUCACCAAACUCUGUGGAUUUGCGCUUUUUUCGCCCAAUCGACGCUGAAGAACGUAAAGGGCGCUGGAAACAGACGAAACGAUACAAGGACGAGCAAAUGAGCUUUGUGGGACCGUCUCGUCCAAUGGUGGAUGCAGGGAUCAUUGCAAGAAUUGGUGCAUGGCAUGCAUCGAGACGACUCGAAAUACCGGGGCAAUGGACUAUUCAGACGCUACAAGAUCUUUUUACUCCGUAUGGAGCCCUUUGCUUCACAGGCGUCAGGGAGAACAGAGGACUCGUGGACUUUUUAAAUAUUGCGGAUGCCAUCAAGGCGUACGAGGCUCUCCAACACCAUAACGUCGCGUUUCGUAGAGAUCCUAACCCUGUAGGGACGACACCGCGGACCGUACAUAUAACUGGGAUUCAAAAAAAUCAAGUCGAGGAUUACGUCUUGUCGAGUUUACGCGCCGUGAGACAUUCCACGGGGCUAAGUCUUCGUCACGAUGCGGAUAAAGAGACGAUGGAUAUCGAGUUCUUUGAAAAAGACGAAGCCAAUACCUUCCUGUCACAUUUCCAGCCAAUAGCAGAGCAGAAAAUUUUUACUGCGACAGCAGUCGAGACACCUAACCUUCAUCCCAUGAUGGUGCUUGCUCUAAAUUUGGGUGCAAGACGGGCAUUAUGGAUAGGCUUGCGGAACAAAAAGGCUAAGGAUGCCACCGCUCUAUUGGUGCAAACAGUCUUGUCGCAGUUUGGCGAAGUGAUGUUUGUCCACCACCGCUCAUCAGUUCGAGCGCCUUAUUCAUCACUUGUCGUCUUCUUUACGGAUGUAUAUGCCGCGAUGAAUGCUCUCAUUGGCCUUGAGAAGGGAGGUCACUUGCUUUCUGCAAUUGCUGGUUGUGAAGUGAGUUUCGCCAAAUGGGAAGGUAUUGAAGAUCCUCCGGGGGUGCAGCGGACGGUUAUUUCUGGACCCACCGUGACUAUACCUGUUCCGUCCGAAGAAUCGUUUGUGGAGGUACCACAGGGCCGACGGGAAUAUCGGUACACACUUUCCUCUUUGUUGCGAGAAGAAAAUGCAAAGCCAUGGCAACGAAGAUAAGAUCGAUGAGAUCGUGUACUCCAUGAACAUGUCAUCUCCAGCUAUUGGCGGCGACCCUCCUCCCCUAAGUCAGGCCUGCAGAGAUAAGAUAGUGGACGGGUGUGGGUUGCGCUGGUUAGUAUCUCGAUGUCUCGUUUGUUGAUCUCAUUGGCACAGUCAAUAUACCUGCGACGGUAACCUACAUGAAGUCGCUUAACUUUGGCGUGGCACUCCAUGAAGACAGUUACCAUCGAACAAUAGCCUUCUCAUGAAUACGCUGGGAAAUGAUCUGAUUCAUUAAUGGAGAGAUUUACGUCAGAAAGUCCUGACAAGGGGUUUUGUGUCCUCUAGAAAACCUUGACGUUGGAUGUCGACGAAUGUCCUAGCUAAGAGGUAUCUUGAGGACGCGAUCAAAUUUUUUGUUUAAAAACUGUCUAAAU
Messenger RNA from Guyanagaster necrorhizus, 1724 nucleotides. RefSeq lists its product as uncharacterized. The coding region runs from base 13 to 1305 and encodes 430 amino acids. NCBI's taxonomy places the organism in Eukaryota, Fungi, Basidiomycota, Agaricomycetes, Agaricales, Physalacriaceae. Gene Ontology annotation, molecular function: nucleic acid binding. The record is from RefSeq and is a predicted model, not a curated record. The transcript has 5 exons.